AUGGCAGGCGCAGGAGCGACUACUGAGACGCUUUCGGUGCACGAAAUCGCCGCUUUGACCGACGCACAGCUCGCCCAGUUCAUGCUAAAGCACCGCCGUCGCGAUGGCGAUUUUGACCUGCCCAUCGACGGCUGGGACAAGCUUUCAACGCAUGAUCGGAAGCUACUGGCAGAAAGAUUAAAACUCCAAGAACAGAUCUUGUCCCAGAGUCCCGCCACUCAGUCCCGCCCGCUUAAUCUUGACCAACUUGACGCACGUCUACGUCAAGUUUCCUAUAGCGACACCGUGCCGCAAUUUCAGAAACGACGGCCAGGACGUGUAACGCCGCCGUAUUCCAAAGAGGACGAGCGGCGUGACCAGGUAGACAACGAGACCGAGGCUUACAACGAUCUUGUCGGCCACGGCGGCCGUCCACUGUACCCGAUCAGCCUUCUAGAGCACGUUUCUCGAGACUUUAACAAAUACCGCGAGAUACUGCGGCCUUUUUGGAGCUACCCCCGUGACCAUCAAACGCCCUGGCUAGUAUUCCAGAGACAAUUAAACAGGUGGCAGUCGUUCAGGAAAUGGCAGAUCGACAAUCGAGGACUCGAAGACUACGAUGGCGGCUUCCCUGCCUUCGUUGAGAUGAUGAAACGCCUUUAUGCAAAGGACAAGAGUACUGGCGAGUUAGCUCAGCUUGAAGCCGAUUCUUCAUGGCUCAAGUCGGCAUGGCUAGAAGAACGAAGAGCGCGCAGGUGGCAGCGCCGGUGGCAACGGGAGCGCGGCUGCGCCGACUUCUCCGACUACGUCAACGCAGUGAGGCGCCGACUCGCGCGACAUGGGUUCACUCGACCGUUCCAGCUAAAGGAGGACCCUGAACAACAAGACGGAUUGACAACAUGGAUUGAGUACCUUUGCUUCGAGUACUGGUGGCUCGAUCGACACAAAGACUCUAUCAAGCGGCUGGAGCCCGACCACGAUAGACGCUGGCAGGAGUUAGUGGACCUCAAGGUUCCAAAACCUCAUGAAACCAAGGAGUUUAUCCGGACCACCCCGUCGUCAAUAGAACGUGGGAGAGAACGGGACCAGGCCUGGGAGGCCAGGCAGGCGGCAGCAGCGGAGGCCAGACGGAUCUAUUCAUUAACGCAGGAGGAUCCCAAACGCAUGAGUAUUCCGAAGGAGAAGCGAAUACGAAUGAUUCAAGUUGCCAAUAAGACCUUAGUAGCGGCGCAGCAGCGGUACGAAUCUACGAGGCGACGAGUUGAAAUGGUCACGACUUUCAUCAGAGCAACAUUCGAUUACGUGGACGCAAAGAAGGAUGCGGCCUGCCACGCCGUCCUCGCGCGAUGGAUCUGGCGCGAGGAGCAAUAA
This is a messenger RNA of Purpureocillium takamizusanense, 1350 nucleotides long. RefSeq lists its product as uncharacterized. The transcript is spliced from 3 exons. The coding region runs from base 1 to 1350 and encodes 449 amino acids. Lineage: Eukaryota; Fungi; Ascomycota; Sordariomycetes; Hypocreales; Ophiocordycipitaceae. The record is from RefSeq and is a predicted model, not a curated record.